Messenger RNA from Temnothorax curvispinosus, 816 nucleotides. RefSeq lists its product as uncharacterized. The record is from RefSeq and is a predicted model, not a curated record. NCBI's taxonomy places the organism in Eukaryota, Metazoa, Arthropoda, Insecta, Hymenoptera, Formicidae. The transcript has a single exon. Bases 1 to 816 code for a protein of 271 amino acids.
AUGGAGCAAAACGCGGGUCAGAUCUCAGCGCUGAAAAGAAAACGCGAGUUUAUAAAGGCGGCAUGUGCGCGCAUUCGAACGUACGCAGAAUCGGUGACGCUAUUAACGCCCGAAACAAUCGCGAAUUUAGAAGUAAGAAGGGCAAGAUUGUCGAGUUAUUGGUCGGAUUACAAUAAUUUGCAAGCCGAAAUAGAGUCUCUCUGCGAAGACGAGGGAGACGAUCGCGUGUCGUUUGAGGAAGCGUUUUACGAGCUGACCGCCGAAUUACGCUGCGCGAUCACUAAUUAUAACCGCACGAUAGCCGGGGGUCCAGCCAUGAUAUCCACGUCGAUCGCGCCUCCGGCCGGCGUGAGCAGCUCCGCAAGUAACGUACGGUUGCCGAAGUUAGAUUUGCCGAACUUUACAAGCAAAUACGAGGAAUGGUUUCCAUUCUACGAGAUGUUCAACUCGGUCAUAAACGACAAUCACGCGAUAAGUAACCUUCAGAAGUUUCAAUAUCUGAGGGCAUCGGUGACGGGCGAGGCGGCCAACGUGAUUCGAUCGUUAGAGUUAUCUGAGCAAAAUUAUUUGGUGGCCUGGAAUGCCUUAAAACAUCGUUACGAUAAUAAACGCGCUAUCGUGCACACGCAUUUGCGUGCUCUAUUUGAAUUGCCGAGCAUCGCGAAAGAAAACGCCUUCGAACUGCGUCGGGUGGCGGACAGUGUCGUCAAGCAUGUACAGGCCUUGAGCGCGUUACAGUGCCCCACCGAGCAUUGGGAUGAGAUGUUAAUUUAUCUAAUCUCGUCUAAAUUCGAUCCGAUCACUACGAAGGAAUAG